AUGCGUUUCGGCCUCCCUCCCGAGUUAGAUGUGGUAGAAGAUGCUCCUGCCAUCACCAUGCUGCGCUAUGAUCCAUUGUCUGUGGCUGAAAAAUUUGAUAGGCUUUCGACUCAUUGGAUAGAUCUGUUUGAAACUUCCAAUGAUGAUUUCAGUACAGUAGUUUCUCAGAAAAUGCUGUCUCCGUUGUCUACGCCGUCCUAUUCGAGCCUGAGAGAAGCAGUAAAGCAGGCGAUAGAUGCAUUGACCGGGCAGUUUGAAGCAGGUCUUCGGAUUCAGCAGCAGCAAGUGCAAUAUUUAAUCGAUCAGGAACGUAAGCACAAAGAGGAAGAAGCCCGUCGACGAGCAGCUGAACAGAAGAAACAGGAGGAAGAAGAAAAAAGACGAAAAGAAGAGCUUCAGCGUCUAGAACAGGAGAAACAAAGGGCUCUUGAAGUUGAGCGAAAAAAGAAGGAGGAAGAAAAACUCCGGUUGGAAGAAGAAGCGAAGAAACAACGUAUAAUCGAGGAAGAAAAGAAGCGACAGGAUGCACGUUUGGGUAAAGGCGUUUACAAUUCUUCUGCUAUUGCCGAUGAGUACACCUGGCAGAUGCAGACUAUCGCUAAAAUCAAAAGCACUAUUGUGGAACCACUCGGAAAAGAUGCUAACCUCAAAAAGGCGACCAGCGCUUUGAAGCGUAAAAUCAAUCCCAAGCUUGGACAACUUUCCAACUCUCGUUCGCAUGUUUCAAAGCUUACCGCGGAGGUGAUCAAUACCAUUCAAGAAUCACGCUCACUCGGCGAACUCUCGUAUCAUUGGAUCUUGAACUUCAUAGCCAAGGCGGUGGUGGACCAAGCCGAAACCGAAGUCACUGUCAAGCAGACAGCAGCUUUGCCCCUUGCGAUGUUUGUACAGUUAAUUUUGGAAAGGUUUCCUGAUUUUGAAGAGUUUCUUAUGGCUCGUUUUGUCAAAAAAUGCCCAUUUAUAGUCGGCUACACGAGCAAGGUUGAUACGGAAGAAGGUCGUAAACGAAUGGGCUGGCGCCGUUCUGAAGGAAAAUGGGAAGAUGAGAGCAAAUAUGACGAAAGAAUUGCUGGUAUCUGUACAGUUUGGGCAGCUAUAUCCGCUAUUCCAUCGGUUAAAUGCUCUUCGUUUUCGAGCCAACGCUUAUGGCAAUUUCUCUCACGCAUGGCUAAUUGUCCAAAAGACUUGCUCACCAACGCACACUUUGCUUGUGUCGCCAAUUGGUGGGAAGUCAGUGCUAAUGCCUUCUCACUGGUAUACAAGGACCAGGCGAAUAAGCUUCUUAAAUUAGCUGCAACUGACUGGACUGAACUGGUGGCAGACAAGAGGUUUCCCAGCGCUGCAAGACUUCGUAUUCUUGGAGACGAGUGGCUUGAAACCGGCAAACUCAACUACAUCAAACCCAUGGAUUAUUAG
Meyerozyma guilliermondii ATCC 6260 is the source of this 1416-nucleotide messenger RNA. It is a transcript of the gene GLE1, whose product is annotated as nucleoporin. NCBI's taxonomy places the organism in Eukaryota, Fungi, Ascomycota, Pichiomycetes, Serinales, Debaryomycetaceae. Bases 1 to 1416 code for a protein of 471 amino acids. The record is from RefSeq and is a predicted model, not a curated record. The transcript has a single exon. Gene Ontology annotation, molecular function: translation initiation factor binding; inositol hexakisphosphate binding; phospholipid binding. Gene Ontology annotation, biological process: regulation of translational termination; poly(A)+ mRNA export from nucleus; regulation of translational initiation. Gene Ontology annotation, cellular component: nuclear pore; nuclear pore cytoplasmic filaments; cytoplasm.